AUGUCUUGGGGAUGGCAUAUGGGUGUCUCUCAGAAACAUGAUGUGUUUGAUCAAUUUAUAUCUGCUGAAAACGAAAGACAAAGAUUAUUAAAAUCAGAUGAAUUCGAACCUUUUAAAAAACCACAUCAUGAAGCUGUUUAUAAAAGUAGAUUACUGAAAUUUUCGAAUUUACCAAAACCUGUGAAUAGAUCAAGCUGUCUUAGAACUUAUGCUGAGCGGUCUUCAUUUUUUUCAGGAGAUGAUGAAAUGACUCCAUAUAAACCGAUUAAUACUUAUGAUGGCUAUGAAAGAGAUUCUCGAGAAAUAAGUUUUCCAGUAUCUGAUGAAGAUCUUGCAAUUUCAAUCGAUAAUUUUUCAAGUGUUUGA
Dentiscutata heterogama is the source of this 366-nucleotide messenger RNA. The record is from the annotation of a GenBank genome assembly. Lineage: Eukaryota; Fungi; Glomeromycota; Glomeromycetes; Diversisporales; Gigasporaceae.